Molecule: messenger RNA, 10822 nt
Organism: Didymodactylos carnosus
Lineage: Eukaryota; Metazoa; Rotifera; Eurotatoria; Philodinida; Philodinidae
Source: the annotation of a GenBank genome assembly
ACUGUAGCCAUUUACUUGUCUCCGAAAUUGUCUCCAUGUAGCACAAAGAACUUUUUUUACACCAGUUUUCGACGAAACUUCAGAAAUUGUUAAUUGUGAUAAACCACGCCCGAGGUAACAAAUGUCGUCUUUUUAUCUAUUUUGAUUCCUGUCUAGUUUCUGACCCUUAAAGAAAAUGGACCUUUUCCCUGCUAAGAAAUUGUCGCCGAGGUAGCACCUGGAACACUAUAAAAGAGCAUGGUAAAAUAUUUUAUAGUUUUCUAGCCGUGUCAACAAAACUUGUUGGAAAUACCAACAUAAAAAGAUGCUCUAACAAUUAAAUCAUAAGCGCCUGUUGAAAGUGUAUAUAAGCAGAAAAGAAAUUGAGCACUGAAGAAUGUUUUUCCUUCUGAACAUGCUUAAUUUGCGGCUCUAAGGCUCAGGCAGUGUAUGACUACCUGCCUUUGCACACCAUCUUUAGGGCACCAAACAGUUAUAGCUUAUACUUUCAACCAAAUGUAGCUUUGUUUUAUUGCAGGUUGAAGUAUUUGUUGGAGGAUACCCAUCAACGUGUACUGGUACGUGCGAUUUUCAAUGGUUGCUGUCGCAAACUCCAGUAGUAACAGGUGUUGCUCAAAGUAGCAUGACUCUCACAGUUAGUGGCACAGGUUUUAGUACAACAUCAAAUUUAAAUAGUGUCCUUAUCGGAUCAGGUUCAUGCGGUAUAACAGCUGCUUCAGCCACCACUCUCACAUGCACCAUUGUUAACGCACCAUCAGGCGUAUAUUCAGUAGUGGUUAACGUUGCUGGAAAAGGUCAAGCACAAGGUUCAAAUAGUUUUACAGUGACUAUACCAUUGCAAGCAUCAAGCAUUUCUCCUACACAAGGCGGUGCAGGUGGUGGUUAUGCAAUGACAAUUAACGGCAUGGGUUUUUCAAGUUCAACGAUUGUAACAAUUGAUAACAAUAUUUGUACAAAUCCACAAGUGACGAAUUUUGCAAGCAUCACAUGUAUAGUUCCAAGUACAUCAGCUCAAAGUGAUCGUCAAGUAUCAGUGGUGGUUACAGAUGGUUCAAACACAGCUACAGUUUCCUCACAAUUCACAUACAGUGUAGCUAACACACCAGCAAUAACCUCAGUUAAUCCGAACGUUGUCUAUAUAAGCGCUGGUCAAGUAUCGAUUACAGGAAGUUUGUUCGGUAAUAGUGGAGUUCAAGUUCUUAUUGGUCAAACAAUGGCAAGCGUUUUAGAGUCAAAUGACACAAACAUUUUAGCAAUCUUACCGCCGUUGGCACCUGGGAUCUAUACAGUACAAGUUAAUACAACGAGCGGUUACGCACGGCCGCCUGCAUUGAUUGAAUAUCGAUUCUAUGUGCAAGAAGUAACACCUAAUGUUGGCUCAUUAUACGGUGGGACCGAUGUUUAUGUUCAAGGUCAGGGUUUCGACAGUACAACAACCGUUAACUUUGGAACAAAUACGUGUUCAAUAGUUUCUGUUCAAUCAACUCAAAUCCAUUGUCAAACAACAGCAGCAACGCCUCAGGUUGUCAUCACUUCGAACGGGGUUGAUCCAACCUACGGGCAAGGAUUUGCAUGGUCUCCCUACUAUGCUACAGUCCAACAGGGUUCAAUUGUUCAAUGGCAAUGGGGCUCAUCAGCGCUACUGAGCAGUCUGCAGUAUAAAAUACAACAAGUUGCAAACGGAUCAACAGAACAAGCGGUAUCAGGUGGUUUUGAUAGUGGCACAGCGUCUUCCUCGGGCAGUUAUUCGUAUCAAUUUCAAACAAUUGGAACGUUCUAUUACUGGUCUGGACCAGUGGAUGCAUCCGGUUUAAUUAUCAUGAGAGGCGUAGCCAUUUUUUCUAGUCCCGCAAAAGAAACAGUUUAUACAUGUAUACCUAUUUCAGCCCAGACAUGUACAUUUCCAUUUACAUUCAACGGUGCCAAUUAUACAGCCUGUACAUCAGACAAUGAUACACAGUCAUGGUGUUCCCCGUCAUUUAUAUAUACUGGUCAAAGAUUAUAUUGUGCAUCAACAACUGCAGUUCCAACAUCUUCCUGUGGUAGUGCUUCCGUAAUCAAUCCAUCAGCAUGUUCACAAUCGGUGCCAUCAAAUAAUCUACAAUUUCUCUCAAAUUCAUGCGAAAAUGAUAUACAAAUAGGAAGUUCGUACCAUUGUCCAAUUGUCACUGCUUCAUCAACACAAUUAACAUGUGUCAUUGCUACUGGAUCAUCUUUGAAUGGAAAUGUAGCACAAAAUGUUCAAGUUGCAUUGAUCAAAAAGGGCUAUUUAAUUAGUAACGGUAUAUUGCAGUUUUUAUUUCAAGCCUCGAUAACGGGUGUGCAACCAACAGAAGGCUCAAUUAAUGGUGGAACACAAAUAACGAUUUCUGGAGAUGGUUUUGCGUCAGGGCAGACACUUGUUUUAAUUGGAAAUACUGAUUAUACUAGUGUAGCGGUAAUAACAUACAACAGUAUUGUAUUUACGACGAAGAAGGAAAAUACUUAUCUUAAUCAAAACUUACCUGUUCGAGUUUACAUUGGUACCAAUCCAGCUGUGUGCUCAGCAUCAUGCAAUUACACAUUCAGUUCAGCAGCAACACCAAGCUUAACAAGCGUUAGUCCAACAUCAAUAACAGGUUCAACCGUGCUUUCAUUUACAGGUAGCUUGUUGGGAUCUAGUACUUCAGCUGUUCUCAUAUCUGUGAAUGGCCACUCGUGCAAUGUCACAACAGUAACCAGUAGUUCAGUUCAGUGUCAAUUGGACAGUGUUGAAGCGGGUACUUAUAAUGUAACGGCAUCCAUUGACGGUGUAGGAGUUGUUUCAACGAGUUUAACAGUCACCUCAUCAGCAACGCUAGCAAGUGUUAGUCCAUUAUCAGGCAGUAUAUAUGGUGGUAUGACGCUCGUAAUCAAUGGAAAUGGUUUCAAUAGUAGUAACGUUCAAGUAACAGUCGGCUCAUCAGUGUGUGUGAUUGUUCAAGCCACAGCUGGGCAAAUUCAAUGUACAGUACCAGCACAGGGUACAAAUCCAUCUUCAUCAGUGGUGCGCGUUACUUCAAACGGUGUACAGUUUCCUACAACGUACAAUUUUAACUACAAUUCUGCCAUAACUCCAGUGGUUUCAUCUAUUAGUCCAACAUCAGGUGGAGCACAAACGAGUCUGACAAUAACGGGUUCAAAUUUUAUUAAUUCCCAAACAACAGUUGCAGUUGGUGGUAACCAAUGCAUAAUUCAAAGUGUGACAUCAUCGUCAAUCAGUUGUACUGUGGCUGAUGGACCAGCAGGCAAUCAGGCUGUAGUCGUUUCAGUUUCAUCAAGCGGUAACUCAAAUUCAAAUGUGGCAUUUGUUUACAACUUACAAGUAUCAAGUAUAUUACCGAAUCAAGGCGGCUAUGGCGGUGGUCUAAGUGUAACGGUAAACGGUGAUGGGUUCAGUGCAUCAAAUCUUGCUGUUACUGUUUGCAGUCAGCCUUGUACUUCAGUCUCAGUUUUAUCCAACACACAACUAACCUGUGUAACACCAACUCUAAGCGUACUAUCUACCGAUACAUCGUGUAAUUUGGUGGUCAACGCCAGUCAAUCACGAAGUGUAUCGUUUACUUAUAAAGCCAGCCUUACAGCGUCAGUAUCCAGUGUCAGCCCAACAAGAGGGGGUACAGGUGGUGGCACAACUCUUACGAUUACAGGAACAAAUUUCCCCAGCUCGAGGAAUUCUGUCGCAGUCUCAAUCGCAGGCGUUACCUGCGCUGUUCAAAGUGUUGUAACAACAAGUAUCACGUGUUUAACGGGUAGCUAUUCUUACACAACUAUCCAAGCUCCAGUUAUUGUAUCGAUUACGAAUUACGGAAACGCUGCUGGAAAUAUUCAAUAUCAGUAUAUUGAUUUAUGGUCGAGUCCAUGGACAUGGGGUGGAUUAUCACCACCUGAAGCUGGGAGUUUGGUUUCUAUUGAUAGCGGAAAAACAGUUUAUUUCGAUACAACCACACCAGUUCUAAAAGCACUUGUUAUCGACAAUGCUUCGCUGAUAUUUGAUGAUAAUCAGGAUGUGGCCUUAAAUGCUGAAUAUAUCAUCAUUGUUAAUGGAGGAACUUUUCAAGUUGGUACAGAACAGACACCAUUUCAGCAUAGUGCUGUCAUAACAAUGUAUGGUCAAUUAAGAAGUAUUGAAUUACCGAUAUAUGGUGCAAAAGUAUUGGGUUUGCGCGAUGGUGUAAUUGAUAUGCACGGAAAGCCAGUAACACAGCCAUGGACAGUUCUUGGAUCAACGGCACAAGCCGGCGAUACUCAAAUCACACUGAAAAAUCCGGUUGAUUGGGCUGUAGACGAUCUAAUUGUUAUUGCUACUACCGGAGAUUAUGAAAGUCAAGGAGAGAGUGAAGUACGAGUAAUAACAGCUAUUAGCCCCAAUGGUACUGUACUUACAUUAGAUUCACCAUUAAAUUAUACACAUUCUGGUGUAACGAGAACUGUCGGUCCGGUAAAUGUUGAUAUUCGUGCAGAAGUUGGACUUUUGUCGCGUAAUAUUAUAUUUCAAGGUUCAGUCGAAGCUAAUUGGAACGUAACAAUCAAUGCGUGUCCAGAUGGAUUCGAUCCUGGAGAGUUUGCUACACAAACAUGUUUUCUCGGGCGAUACGGUCAAGAAAUCGGUAGUGAUCAGUUUGGUGCUACAAUAAUGGCAAGUGCAUCAGAUGGUGGGCAAGCAAUUAUGCGCCUAUCAAAUAUAGAAGUAUAUAAUGCCGGUCAAGCAUUUCGAUUGGGUCGUUAUCCUGUCCAUUUUCAUAUGAAUGGGGAUAUGCGUUCAUCAUAUAUCAAAUCAUCAGCAAUACAUCAAACGUACAAUCGAGCUGUUAAUAUACAUGCAACAAAUUACGUGACCGUUGAAAACAAUGUUAUAUAUGACAUAAUGGGAGGAGCAUUCUUUCUCGAAGACGGUGUUGAAAUUGGGAAUGUUUUUCGUGGUAACUUGGCUGUUUUUGUUAGAACAAGUUCAAGUCUGCUGAAUGAAGAUGUGACACCGGCUGCCAUUUGGGUGACGAAUCCAAAUAACACAGUUGAAAAUAAUGCAGUUGCAGGCGGUACGCAUUUUGGUUAUUGGUACAGAAUGCUCGAAACACCAGACGGUCCGUCAUUUGCAAUGUAUCCGAAUUAUUGUCCACAUCGUACACCAUUCGGUCGAUUCUUCAACAAUUCAGUUCACAGUACUGGACGAUUUGGCGUGUGGAUUUUCCCUGAGUAUUCACCAACUGUUGGAGGAAACUGCUGGGGUGACACUCCAUCGCAAGCAGUUUUGGAAGGUUUAAUAUCUUGGAACAAUCAAAAAGGUGUAGAAUGGGUUAUGUCAAGCACAGUUCAAUUCAAAAACUUUCUGGUGUUUGAUAAUGCUGAUACGGGCAUAUCCUGCGUAACAGCCAUCAACGAUCAAAGAACGGAUUUACCAAAUUUGGAAUCAACAUUUUAUAAUACAAGUGCUGGAUCAUCAGUUAUUAACUCGGUUAUUAUAGGUGAUACUGGAAACUCUGGAUCGCCAGUUGUUCCGUCAAGCGCUGGUCUUGUUGUAAUGUGGGAUAGAGAUGGUGUCUAUCAAGAUGAUGACGGAACGUUGAGCGGUGUUGUGGGUGGAUCAAUCGUAUAUCCAGAUGGCUUAAUGAAUGGCUCUUCUUUAUGCAUACCAACUCCCCACUUUGUGAACGGAAUAACAUGCCAACCGGGUAUUGGGACAUGGUUACGCUUUGCAUUGAACAAUGCUAACCUUGACAUCGAUAAUGAUGAAUUUCUUUACAUAUACGAUAUUAACAACAAUGUUGUGGCAGUUCCAUCAUUGAAAAAGCGUCUGACACAUCCUUUAGGCUAUAUGGUCGCAUUCCGAGCGAAUCAAUCGUACACCAUGGUAUUUCAAAAUGCAAACAGUACAGUCAAUUUAUCUUACACUGGUGCGAUGUACAAUCUUCAACCGGGUGAUUAUGUCAUCUUACGAAGCAAAGUCGACUAUAUGCCAGAUCAAGUUUACAUAACAUCGUCAAGUGUAAUGGCAGCGCAAUCACAAACACCUCUAUCGCCCACCACAAGUAACAAUGGUGAUUGGUACUAUGACAAUUCGACAAACUAUUUCAGCUUUAUAGUGAAAAGUCCAUCCUCAAAUACCCGUAUGGUGGAUGUUUCUCUACCAGUACAAGUUAUUAAAUGCCGUUACCUUAAUUGUCAAUAUCCACAAUCGCCAGGGCUCGCAUUACCACCUACAGCAAGACCAAAUAAUGCUUUGUAUUGGUCAAAUGACAGCGACUGGUACUGGGCUACACAAGGUUACGGUGGUUACGGAAGUGUAAAGCCAAGCGAUGGCCAAAAUAUUUAUAUUCCAUCGGAUAUAUGGUUAGUUGUCGAUUAUCCGUUACCAACAAUUCUUAAUUUAAAAAUUGAAGGAACUUUAGAAUUUGAACAGGUCUGUUGGCCAAACAAUCCAUUGAAUGCUAGUGUUGACAUUAUCAUUAAUGGCGAUAGUAGCGCGAGCAAUGUGAUACUAGACACAUUAGGUUCGAUCGGUGCAAAGGUUAUCGGUGUUCUUGGAGGUCUUACAAUAACUGGUCUACCAAGAAACGUAACAUGGACAAGAUUGGGCUCAACAGCUUCAUCUGGUCAAAAUACGAUUACAUUGAGUCAAUCAGUUGAUUGGAAUGUCGGUGAGGAAAUAAUUGUAACAACAACAGACACAAAUAUAAAUCAUACGGAACAGCACACAAUUGCAUCUAUAAAUGCAAAUCGAAAUAUAAUAACAACCGUUCUUCCACUUUCAUACACUCACAUUGUUUUACAUGAAACAUUUCCGAAUGGUCAAGUUUAUCAUGUCGCUGGCGCUGUUGGCCUAUUGACAAGAAAUAUUCGUAUACGUGAUAAUAAUCCCAGUGGUGCAUCACAAUUGUUUGGUUAUCGAGUGUUGGUAACAGAUUAUAACACACCCGUUUGGGAUCCGAUUGGUUUGACAAACAUCAAUACAUAUUACAAAGGCUAUGCUCGUCUAUCAAACACUCAGUUUAUUGGUUUUGGACAAUUUGUCAAUGCCGAUCAAUUAGAUUUACGUGAGGGUAUUCAUAUCUAUGAUCUUGGAGAUUGGAAUGCAUCACGUCCAACAUAUGUCGAUUCAUGUUCGUUUAAUAAUGGAUAUUUUACAGCAAUUGGCUUAUGGGUUGCGAACGGAAUACCGAUCACAAACAAUGUUAUUUUUAAUACUUAUAAAUCAGGAAUUGUUAUAAAUGGUCAAAAUAACAUAAUACAAAAUAAUUUGGUAUCAUCAAUCUAUUGGACUGGUACUGCACAACCUCAAUUCGUACAAUUUAAUUUAGACUACGACGCAGCCAUUUGUUCUAAAGAUGCUGUCAGUGUUGUUAUGCAAGAUAAUUUUGUUGCCGGUGUCGAACGUUUGGGAAUACGUAUCCAAGGUGCUUCCUGUCCCGGAACGGUGCUACCAUCAGGAAUUAACAAUAGCUAUUCGAAUAAUGAAGUUCAUUCGGCCAUGGCUGGUGUCAGCAUAUGGCCAGAUGAUCAAUUUAUAUAUGAUACAGACUGCGUUUUGAUUACUGGUUUUAAAACUUAUAAAGCAUGGUACUAUGGUGUAUAUAUUCAGGUUCAUCGAAAUAUAAUCGUCGAUUCUACAACAGUUAGCGAUUCUCAACUCGGCAUGUUUACACUUGUAAUUGGUAUACCAGCUUUGACACAUGUCGCAGGAAAUAAAUCUAUUCAAAUUCGAAAUUCGUUGGUGAUCGGAGCAGGCACACCAAAUGAUUGCUCUGAUGUCCUUAAUCCAACAACUCCUACAAUUUUUUAUACACCAAAAGCAGUACCAACGGUAUCUGGAACAGGAGGUCGUGUUGGUAUCACAUUCCCGUAUAUUUCAUCAAGCGAUAAUAUGAUGCCUAGUCAUCCAUGGACAGGAAUUGGUGCUUAUCCGACUGUGGAUGGUAUGAUGUAUGUUUCGAACACAACAUUUGCCUAUUUUAAUACGGUCUGUGGUAGACAAGAUGUAGCCAUAAGUGUAGCACAGCAUAACGACGAUGGACAAUUUCCUAUGAAUACAACUUCAAUAUCGGUGUACAAUUCGUCCCGUGCUAAUAUUCUUUUCAAUGGCAGGCCAAAUUUGGAUGUAGUGGAUCCGUCGGAUUGUGUUGACAUGGAUUGUGACGGCUUAAAGAAAGAUUUACUUAUUGAUUUUGAUGGUUCAUUACUGGGCACACCCGGUGUUGUAUUUUCGCAAGCUGAAUAUGACUGGGGCGACCAAGCCCACGGUGUUGGAGACUAUCGUAUCCCAUCUGCUGCAUUAUCAAGUUUAACUGGUCAAAUGAUCAACAUAAAUUUGACAUACCCGUACCGAGGCAUUAGUCGUGGACCAACAUGUCAGUAUAACUCAGAUUGGCAAAUGUACUAUUGUCCAAAUAAAACUGAUUAUCGAAUGUUAAUUAUUGAAAGUAUGGAUUCUGAUACCGAAACACGUCGUCUAUCUCCAGUUGGCAUAUUCUCCGAUAACGGUUAUAUCGAUCUCAUUAAUGGUCCUCAAGAUCACGGUUGGUGCAACGGAUACACCUGUCAAAAGCGAAUAUCAACAUUCCAAGCCAUUAUUGAAGGUCAGCAUCAUUAUGAUAUUUUUCUAUCGAGUACACAACCAAAUCAAAUUAGAUUUCGGAUAAUUGAUGGCGAUGCGACAAUAAUGAAUACAUUGGCAUUACACUAUGAUUCACUACAACAAAUUGAUGUUUAUGCUAACGGUGUUUAUGUAUCACCAUGUAAUCGUGAUCCAAAUUAUUCAUUUUUAAUGUUACGUGAUACACCCAAUACGGUUGAUCAGACUUCAUUACCUGGCUCAAAUUAUUUCAAUCGAACAACACAAAUGGCCUAUUUUGCCAUCAAUGGUCCAACUGUGAUUGAUCUGAAAAUUUCUCAGUUAAUCGUAUUAACAUUCGGCCUUCCACCGCAGACUCCAGCAUCGUUUUAUGAUGUAGGUAGUGUUGUUGCCAAUCUAGCUGCUCUUUUGAAUGUGCCAACCAAUAUGAUUAGACGUGUAACCAUCAUAAGCGCAAACAACAACACACGUAUUUAUCGACGACAAUUAUCAACAAUUACACUUCAAGUUGAAAUACGAGGUGAGCCCGAUAAUUAUACAACUGACAAUUCGACAGCACAAGCACAACAAAUAUCGGACGUGUGUUCACAUAUUAUUAAUAGUUAUCAAUCCGGACAAAUGAAUGACGCGUGCCAAAACAAUUCGAAUUUCAGUUUAUCAUCAUUGAGUGUACAGGAACCAUUAGAUCAAGUAACAAAUUUAUUAGGUAUUAUUAAUCGACUUGUUCUUGUCACACCGCCAGCUAAUUGCCGAGAACAGUGUCCAUGCAAUCAACAACCGGUUCUUGUUGCCUAUGAUCGUCUAGGAAAUAUUAUACAAACACUAGGAUCGAAGGAACAACCAUGGCAAGUAAACGCAAGUGUUGUCGGUCAGCCUAAUAUCAAUUUAAUCGGUGCCACAGCAAGUUAUCAAAACGGACAGACUCAAUUUUCAACAUUCGGACUACCAUAUCAAGGCAGUUAUGCAAUACAAUUCACCUUUAUCCAACCGAAUGGUGUUAGCAGUUCAUACAUUCUCAGUUACUAUGUUGCGUCAUCAGCCAUUCCAGUAACAACCGCUUCACUGGCUGCAAAAGUCGUAUCAACUGCUUAUGUUGCUUUUGUCAAUCAAACAUUCAACAUAUCCGUGGUUAUUGUCGACAGUGUAUCCAAACAACAAAUUCAAAAUAUUUCAUGGCGUGGUUUGACUUGGGCAGCUACCGUAUCAUUGUACACACUGCCGAACUGGAAUAGUAAUGGUCUUUUAAUUACAACACAAUUAUCGGUUGUCAGUAUCGACAUACAAACUGGGAUAUUUACAGCAUCGAACUUGGCUAUAUCAUCAAUUGGUAUGUAUGUAUUAAAUAUAAAAAUUACAUCAUCGAACAAUGAAUAUACUAUUAUUUUACCAUCAAAUGGUAUCCUUAUUAUUGCUAAUGGAACAACACUGGAAACUGUCACCGGCGAACCAACAACAUACAUUACAUUCAACGACGAUUACGAUUUACUUAAUGCAUCAAACAAAUUGGAAAUUAGACGUGCUACGAUAUACAAUUACUUUCUAAGUAUUGGACUGACACUGCUAAGUGAUCUCACAUUGUCCAAAGGAAGUACCAUCGCGUCGUUUUCGCCAAAUACAUCAAAUCCAGCAACCACGACAGCAGUAGUUGCGAAUAUUAACAGUAACCCAUCAGCAUCUGGUUCUUCGGUGAUAAAUAUCAAUAUUGGCAGUUAUUCUAAAACUCUGGCAACAUCAUCCACGACUGCUGAUAGUAAUACUGCAAAUAAUGUUGGUCUCAUUGUUGGCCUAGUCGUUGGAUUAGUCGGUGCAGCCGCAUUAGUAUUAGUUGCAUUUGGAAGUUACAGAGCAUAUAAACGAAAAAUACACAAAAAACGAUUAAUUGACAACGGUUAUGAAAGUGGUAUCAAUAAUGACAAUGAUGCAGACUUAAUUCCGCCACCAAAGGAACCCAAUGUACCUGUACGUUCAACGACUGCAACAAGCGUAAUUCGACGUACAUCCACCUCGUCACCAGUCACGACACAGAAUGAGACAAAUGCACGAUCGACAACAGCAGCUACAGCAACAACAUUUGGUAACAAGCCACAGUUUCCACGAUCAGUAUCAGACCUUCGCAUGAAUUCACCAUUACCGCGUACUGGAUCAGCGACUAUUAGUAUUACAACGCUGGAUUUCACAAAUCCAUAUGAAAACGCAACGUUACCAACUGUUGAACUAAUCAAAUUUGAAGAUUAG